AUGGGCGGUGUUCCAUCGAUUCCAACAGACCCCACAAGGUCACUAAAGAUCACUGGAGCAGGAUACUCAAGAACAGGAACCCUGUCGAUGGCACUUGCGCUCGAGAAGCUGCUCGAUGGUCCCGUGAUGCACGGCGGCUCACAGCUUCUUGGUCGAGAAGACCCCUACGUCAAGCUCUGGUCUCAGAUCUUCACCGCGCGCCACGAUAAACCCCGCCUCAAACUCCUGCGUGAAGCCACUGCUGGCUUCGUAGCCAUCACCGGUGCACUAGGAAACUGCUUCAUCGCGGAGCUACUUGAGCUUUAUCCAGACGCUGAAGUUUUAUGCGUGCGACGGAACCGGGCGACGUGGUGGAAGAGCUGGGAAUCAGUGACAAAGCAGGCUAGUGCGGGGUUCUUGAACUGGUUCCUUGCGCCUGUCCCGGGGAAAAGAUGGUAUCCGAAAUUUGUGACUCAAUUUCUGGAGCAGCAAGAGGAAAUAUGGGGUCCAAUGACGGAGAGAAGAAUGGACGAACACAACGAGUAUGUUAGGGAAGUGACGCCGCCUGAGAAAUUUCAUACGAUGGAGCUGAGCGAGGGAUGGGCUCCUUUGUGCAAGAUCCUGGGGACAAGCAUUCCGGACGAGCCUUUUCCUAGAGCUAACGAUGCAGAGGCUGUGGAGGGGUUAGCUGGUCAGAUCCUGCUAGAGGCAGGGUCUAGAUGGGCAGGGAUUUCUGCGGUGGUUGGGGUUGUGGGAUAUGGUGCGUGGCGGUUGUGGCAGAGCGCAUACUUCUGCCUAGGACAAACUAAUGUCUGA
Messenger RNA from Hyaloscypha bicolor E, 795 nucleotides. RefSeq lists its product as uncharacterized. The record is from RefSeq and is a predicted model, not a curated record. The transcript has 5 exons. The coding region runs from base 1 to 795 and encodes 264 amino acids. NCBI's taxonomy places the organism in Eukaryota, Fungi, Ascomycota, Leotiomycetes, Helotiales, Hyaloscyphaceae.